AUGGUCUUCCUUCCGCCGGGUACACCGUACAACAUCCUCGAACCUUACACCGCGUUUUUCCAGAGGGUAAUGGACGGCGGGCCCAUAGGCCCAGCUCCGCAUAGGGUCUGCGACAUCGUCGAGACCUUCACAUUGGACAACAUCGAGUACAGGCCUGAUAUGCAAGGAGAGAUUCUGGAGAAGGCCACAGAUGAGGGUGGGGUGCAGUGGGCCCGUAUCUUCAUCGAGGGCGUGGCGGAGACUGGAACUAAACCUGACGACCGCAAGAAAUGGGUACCUCUCGACAAGAUCAAGAUCGGCUCGGACUGGAGAGGUCAUGAUGAUGGCUGGCGUUCUCACGAGAAUGACUUUGUCGGCGCCACAUCGGCAGGUCACCAGGAGGGGAAGCCCGAAUCUUCGAAGAAGACGGUCCACAAGGCAUCAUGA
Messenger RNA from Alternaria postmessia, 426 nucleotides. RefSeq lists its product as uncharacterized. Lineage: Eukaryota; Fungi; Ascomycota; Dothideomycetes; Pleosporales; Pleosporaceae. The coding region runs from base 1 to 426 and encodes 141 amino acids. The transcript has a single exon. The record is from RefSeq and is a predicted model, not a curated record.